Messenger RNA from Sorex araneus (European shrew), 2860 nucleotides. RefSeq names its product dishevelled binding antagonist of beta catenin 3 (gene DACT3). The transcript is spliced from 4 exons. Gene Ontology annotation, biological process: negative regulation of canonical Wnt signaling pathway. Bases 94 to 1986 code for a protein of 630 amino acids. Gene Ontology annotation, cellular component: cytoplasm. Lineage: Eukaryota; Metazoa; Chordata; Mammalia; Eulipotyphla; Soricidae. The record is from RefSeq and is a predicted model, not a curated record.
GCCAGCGGGCGGGCGGGCUGCUGGGGCGGGGAGGUGGGACCCGGAGAGGGGUGGCCGCGGGGCCCGGCCGGGCUGGGGCGGGGGGCCGCAGCCAUGAUCCGGGCCUUCUCGUUCCCGGUGAGCCCCGAGCGGGGCCGGCUGCGGGGCUGGCUGGAGGGCAGCCUGGCCGGGCUCUGCGAGUUGCACUGGCUGCGGGAGCGGCAGGAGUACCGCGUGCAGCAGGCGCUGCGGCUGGCCCAGCCCGGAGCGGGGGGCGCCGAGGCCGAGGACGAGGAGGACGGCGACGAGGACGAGGAUGCGGCGGCGGCGCGCCGGGCCGCGGCCGCCCUGGAGGAGCAGCUGGAAGCCCUGCCUGGGCUCAUCUGGGGCUUGGAGCAGCAGCUGGGGGACCUGAGCCUGGAGUCGGGGGGCCUGGACCAGGAGAGUGGGCGCAGCUCCGGCUGCUAUGAAGACCCCAGCUCCACGGGCGGCAUGGACUCCCCGCCCUCCACCUACUGCGGAGACAGCGGCUUCUCCGGCUCCGGCUCCUAUGGACGCCUGGGUCCCUCCGAACCCCGAGGCAUCUACGCAAGUGAGAGGCCCAAGUCCCUAGGAGACGCCUGUCCCAGCGCGCCCGAGGUGGUCAGCACCCGCCCAGCCGUGCCACGGUCCUUCUCGGCGCCCUAUCCGACAGGCGCGGGCCCUGAGGGCUGCUCGUCCGCAGAGCGGCGGACCCGCGCCGGACCCUUCCUCACGCCCAGCCCCCUGCACGCCGUGGCACUGCGGAGCCCGCGGCCCUGCGGCCGGGUCCCGGGGGACUCGAGCGACGCGGCGGCGGGCGCGGGGCGGCCCCUAGACGGCUACAUCUCGGCGCUCCUGCGCAGGCGCCGCCGCCGGGGGGCGGGCCAGCCCCGGACCAGCCCCGGGGGCGCGGACGGGGCCCCGCGGCGCCAGAACAGCGUGCGCCAGCGGCCCCCCGACGCGUCCCCGCCCCCCGGCGGCGCGCGGCCCGCGCCCGAGCUGCCCGGGGAGCGCCCCGGGGGCCGCCCCGCCAGCCCGGCCGCCCUGGGUCGCGCCUGGGCCUCGCAGUGGGAGUCGGAGGUGGCCCCCGAGCCCCCAGCGCCGCCCGCCGCGCCCGAGCCCCCGGACAGCCCGGCCGAGGGCCGCCUGGUGAAGGCGCAGUACAUCCCCGGCGCGCAGGCGGCCACCCGCGGCCUCCCGGGGCGCGCUGCCCGCCGCAAGGCGCCGCCGCUGACCCGCGGCCGCAGCGUGGAGCAGUCGCCGCCCCGGGAGCGUCCCCGGGCCGCGGGCCGUCGCGGACGCCUGGCCGAGGCGUCGGGCCGCCGGGGGUCGCCCCGGGCCCGCAAGGCGGCGCGCUCGCAGUCGGAGACCAGCCUGCUGGGCCGCGCGGCCGCCGCGCCCCCGGUGCCCCCCAAGUACCCGACGGCCGAGCGCGAGGAGCCGCGGCCGCCCCGGCCCCGCCGCGGGCCCGCGCCCACCUUGGCGGCCCAGGCCGCGGGCUCGUGCCGCCGCUGGCGCUCCACCGCCGAGAUCGACGCGGCCGACGGCCGCCGCGGCCGGCCCCGCGCCCCGUCGGCGCGAGGCCCCGGGCCUGGCCCGUCCCCGUCGGUGCCGCCGCGGCGGCUGCUCUACGGCUGCGCGGGCAGCGACUCCGAGUGCUCGACCGGCCGCCUCGGGCCGCUGGGCCGCCGGGGACCUGCGGGCGGCGGCGCCGACGGCGAGAGCGAGUCGAGCGCCAGCGAUGGGGAGUCGCCCGCCUUCAGCUCGGCGGCGUCCAGCGACUCAGACGGCAGCGGGGGCCUGGUGUGGCCGCAGCAGCUGGUGGCCGCCACCGCCGCCGCCGCCGCCGGCCCCGGGGCCGCCGCUGGUGGAGGGGCGCCCGCGGGCCCCGCCAAGGUCUUUGUGAAGAUCAAGGCGUCCCACGCGCUCAAGAAAAAGAUUCUGCGAUUCCGGUCGGGGUCGCUCAAGGUCAUGACCACCGUGUGAGUUCGGGGUUGGCUUAGGGUCCCCUUUCAUGGCCUCUGUGCCCCUACCCGGCACCAUCACACACACAGCCCCCGCCACUGGCCCUCCCACCUCUCCCUUCCAAAGACCAUGAUUUCAGCUUCCAAAGACCCUUCCUCACUCCCUGCCUUGCCAGAGUCCGAUGAGAAGUUCCCUGCCCGGCCCCCACCGUGCGACCCCCACUGGACUAGGAGCCCCGCCCCAACCCUUCUCCAGUUCUGUUCAGCUGCUGGUUCUGUACCCUGGCAAGAAAGUUCCCCAUUCCUAGGCCUCACUUUGCUCAUCUGUCCCUAUGGGUGCACUUUGGUAUGCAGCAGGUGGCAUUCCGUGGAGAGAUCCCCAUUUUAGUUUAGAGCACAGUUUGUCCCUUCUCACAGUGAGGUCUCUGAGUCCUUUCCAUGCCCAGGUAUGCCCCCCCCAUUCACAAGUGCCCCCCGCCAUGUCCCUGGACCCCUCUGACAUCCCCUUGGCACUCCAUUGGCAACUCUGAGUCCCACCCAGUUGGUGCCUAGAGGGCCCUGAGGAGGGAAGGAGCCCAACAUUGGGGUUUUGAGGGUCAAGUAGGAGUUGGCAACACCUGAAAAGAAAGCCACUUGCCUCUCCUGGACAAUCUUGCAGCAUUGGGGAGGUGGAAAUGGGAAAGGAAGAUGGUUUCUAUCUCGUGCCUCCCCACAGCCCUUGUGAGAGGGAGUUUGGGGCAGCCCAGGGUGUGGCCCUCAGCUGUUUCGAUCCAGUUGUUUUAUUUUUAAACUUACUGUAUUUAUUACGACGAUGAUGACUCCCCCGUGCACAGGGGGGCCAGAUUCUGUGUGUUUCUCUAACCUCUUUGUAAAUAAAUUCACAAUCUUACAUAGUU